This is a messenger RNA of Besnoitia besnoiti, 1044 nucleotides long. RefSeq lists its product as uncharacterized. Lineage: Eukaryota; Apicomplexa; Conoidasida; Eucoccidiorida; Sarcocystidae. The transcript has 7 exons. Bases 1 to 1044 code for a protein of 347 amino acids. The record is from RefSeq and is a predicted model, not a curated record.
AUGACGUCCCUCACAAGGUGGCUCACCUUGCGGUCAACACUUACAGGAGCUGUUUUCGCUGUCUAUUCCUUUCUCGGAUUCUUUCGAGGAGACACAGCUUUCGAUUUUCUGUUUCGGCUGGGGGCGCUUGCCGCCGAAACCGCGGACGAGUUGCCCUGUACCAGUCGGGAGCUCCCUCAUAAUCCGGUCUCGCGGGCAGCCUUCUCAGUGCUCAUGCCGCUCCCUGCUUCCUCACACGACGACAGCCAUGUUUCAACGGCGAGCCAGGCACAGGCUCCAGCAUCGCAGAUUCCUGUAAUGACAGAUGGUGCUUUCACUGAUCGGGCUGGCGGAACGUCCGGGACACUAGAAAUGAACCCAAGUCGGUUGCCUUCUGUACUGCCAGCUGCCCCUCCCCCGCCGGCGUUGCCAGCUACGGUGCCUGCAGUGGACACGCCGGUGAAAGAGCCGGGUGGCGGCGGUAGGCCGUCGGCGGCGGAUACCCCAGGACCCUCGGAUCGCGAGCUGACAACUGACGCAACAGAGGAGCGCAGCAAAUGGUCCGCACCGGGACCGGUUGCGGAGCUCUCGUGUGUCCUCCCUAAGAGGCGGCGGGUUGUCGCUUCCGAAGGCAUUGAUUCUACCUGGCUUCAGCCCCUCGCACCUCAAGACCGUAUACCAAAACGCCGUUGGAUACGUCGAUUUGCUGAAGACGUUCUCAAGACCUUGCAGUCCGCUGGCGGGGAUGCAACGGGUUCAGUUGCGCGAGACAUAGAAUCGCGGCAGAAGGCUCCGGCGGUGGGCUACGCGACACAUACGCUAGCGCUGCCACCAAGGAAGCGUCUGGCGAUCGCGUCAGGGGACACCUCCGCGCGUGUUGCAGGUCGGUUGCCUUCUGUACCGCCAGCUGCCCCUCCCCCGCCGGAGUUGCCAGCUACGGUGCCUGCAGUGGACACGCCGGUGAAAGAGCCGGGUGGCGGCGGUAGGCCGUCGGCGGCGGAUACCCCAGGACCCUCGGAUCGCGGCAAAUCCGUUACGCCUUCUCAACUUGCAGGGCUUGCAUAA